AGGCGGAGGAGGAGGAGGCGGCGUCCGCUGCGGUGAGCGGAGCGGCGGGCGAGCGAGCGAGCGAAUCUCUGGCGUGCGGAAUCACUCGAGGCCCAGGCGGAGCGGAGCGAGGGGAUCGCGGCUCCCCGUGAAGAAUGUCAGCCACCAGCGUCGACCAGAGACCUAAAGGACAGGGAAAUAAAGUUUCAGUACAAAACGGUUCGAUUCAUCAAAAGGAUGCAGUAAAUGACGAUGAUUUUGAGCCAUAUCUAAGUAGUCAGACAAAUCAGAGUAACAGCUAUCCACCAAUGUCAGACCCAUAUAUGCCUAGUUAUUACGCUCCAUCUAUUGGAUUUCCAUACUCUUUAGGCGAAGCAGCAUGGUCAACUGCAGGUGACCCUCCAAUGCCAUACUUGACAACUUAUGGACAGAUGAGUAAUGGUGAACACCAUUACAUACCUGAUGGUGUAUUUAGUCAACCUGGGGCAUUAGGAAAUACCCCUCCAUUUCUCGGGCAGCAUGGAUUUAAUUUUUUUCCUGGGAAUGCAGACUUCUCUACAUGGGGGACAAGUGGAUCUCAGGGACAAUCAACGCAAAGCUCUGCUUAUAGCAGCAGCUAUGGCUAUCCGCCUAGUUCUCUUGGGAGAGCCAUAGCAGAUGGACAGGCUGGAUUUGGCAGUGAUACUCUGAGCAAGGUGCCUGGGAUUAGCAGCAUUGAGCAAGGCAUGACUGGACUGAAAAUUGGUGGAGAUAUGACAGCCGCUGUGACAAAAACUGUAGGCUCAGCUCUUAGCAGUACAGGUAUGACAAGCAUUGCAGCAAACAGCGUGCCCCCAGUUAGCAGUUCAGCACCUAAACCAACCUCAUGGGCUGCCAUUGCAAGGAAGCCUGCUAAACCUCAGCCGAAGCUCAAGCCUAAAGGUAAUGUGGGCAUUGGGGGUCCUGCUGUACCGCCACCACCUAUAAAACACAACAUGAAUAUUGGAACUUGGGAUGACAAAGGGUCAGUAGUAAAAGCACCCCCAGCCCAACCAGUACUGCCUCCUCAGACUAUAAUCCAGCAGCCUCAGCCAUUAAUUCAACCACCACCACUGGUGCAAAGCCAACUGCCUCAACAGCAGCCUCAGCCACAGCAACCACAACAGCAACAAGGACCUCAGCAGCAGGCCCAGCCUCACCAGUUGCAGCAGCAGCAGCUGCAAAACCGCUGGGUAGCUCCUCGUAAUAGGGGUGUUGGCUUCAGCCAGAAUAAUGGAGCUGGUAGUGAGAACUUUGGUUUAGGUGUUGUAUCCGUCAGUUCCUCACCUUCUGGUGUGGAAGUGCACCCAGUGCUGGAGAAACUAAAGGCCAUAAAUAACUAUAAUCCCAAAGACUUCGAUUGGAAUCUGAAGAAUGGACGGGUGUUUAUAAUCAAAAGUUAUUCAGAGGACGAUAUUCAUCGCUCCAUUAAGUACUCUAUCUGGUGUAGUACUGAGCAUGGUAAUAAGCGCUUGGAUGCUGCUUACCGUUCCCUGAAUGGAAAAGGCCCGCUCUAUUUACUCUUCAGUGUGAAUGGCAGUGGACACUUUUGUGGAGUGGCUGAGAUGAAGUCUGUUGUGGACUACAAUGCAUAUGCUGGUGUCUGGUCUCAGGAUAAGUGGAAGGGGAAGUUUGAUGUCAAAUGGAUCUUUGUCAAGGACGUUCCCAAUAACCAACUGCGGCAUAUUCGCUUGGAAAACAAUGACAACAAACCAGUUACCAAUUCGAGGGACACUCAAGAGGUACCCCUAGAAAAAGCCAAGCAAGUGCUUAAAAUAAUUGCUACUUUCAAGCAUACCACCUCAAUCUUUGAUGACUUUGCACAUUAUGAGAAGCGUCAAGAGGAGGAGGAAGCCAUGCGUAGGGAGAGAAAUAGAAACAAACAAUAACUAAAUGGAGAUGUCCUGCUAGAAUUACAACACUAAUGAUGUAGACUCUGGAAAUGCCUAAUAUGUCUAAGAAGACGUUAUUAAAGCUUUUUUCUGCUUAAGGUGACAUCUUUGAACACUUUAACACAAAAUUGACUCUUCUUGUAAUGGUUCUCAUCAGUGCAUCUGCCCUUAUACUCUCUCACCAAACACACUUGAGAACUGUACCUUCGUCAAGCACUUUCUGUCCUGAAGCUUUUACCAGUAUCUGCUGUCUUUUGUAUUUAUGCAUCCUAGCUAAGGCACAGGAGACGGAACGAAUGCAAGGAUUCAUUAAUUCUUUGAAUUUGUUAAAUACUAACAUUUAACCAUUAGAAGUGGUUCAAUGAUGUGAGAUUCACAUUGCUUCAACUUAAUUUUUUCUUUGUUGUAGUUUUUUUAAUUGUCAGUUUUUAGCUAUUCAACAGAUUAAAAGCAAAUCAUGCCAUAUUUAGUCCUGGAGUAAAACUCAAGUCUAAAUGUUCAUGUGAAAAUUAUUGUAGUAAUCUUUUAAUAUGGCAAAGCAACUUUAAGCUGCAGUUUAGCCAAAUGAAACGUAACAUGAAAUUAUACUAGAAUGACAUUUCCCUUGUUUCAAACUGUUUGGUGUAAGAGAAUAUUAAUAUGCAGCUUGGUGGACACCACCAGUUAAUGCACAUUUCUUUAUUUUUUUUUUUCUGUAACAUGUAUACUGAAAAAAGUGCAUUUGUCUGAGGAACUGUUUGUUUGCUACCACUCAAUGAAUCUCAGUUUUGAGUAAAUGUACCUCAGUCUAAAUCAGACUUUUUAUGACCUUUAUAACUACAUUUAAAAUAAUCUUUAAUUCCUAUUUCUGGGUGUUUGCAAGCCUUGACAGACUGCUAUCAUGAAAGUGAAAAUUUACUCCUCUAGGUGAUUCACUAGCUAAAUAAACAUAAUUCUUGUUUAGCAAGCAUAUACUGUUUCUCAAAUUUUUUUUCUUUCAUUGUCCCAAUAUCCAGGUGUUUUUUUUCCCUAUUAAAAAAUAUUUUGAGAAAAAUACUUUAAUCCCUGGAGAUGACAUAUUCAUAGCCAUGUUAACAUGAUUUUUUUGUUAGAGCCAUUCAUCAAGAAUUUUAGAAUGCGUAAUUCUAUAUAAGUUUCUAACUUCUAAAAACGCUAUCUUUUCUUUCAGCUUGUGUAGCAACACAUUCUGUCUGCUGGAAGAGAAUAUUAAAAAAAUGUUAAGCGGGUGUAUUGACUGUACAAAAUACUGAACAGCCUGUACUAAACUCCAGGGAUAGCUUUCUCUUUUUAGAAUGGCAGUGUAGAAGUCAGAUAUGUUAUAGCUUAAAAUAGCAAUACCACAUAUUAUUUGAACAUGUUUCACAUCUUACUGCCCAACACAGAUGUUUAUAUUGUGUUUCAAGUCCUUCAGUUACAGAUUCUGGCAAACAAAGUUCUGGAGUUUAAGUGGGAAAGGUUCACUUUGAAUACAGACUAUUUUGCUGUAUUUUAUUUCCUCUCUUCCAAAGCCCCUUGCACUCUUCUAACUUUGCAAAUACAAAGUUCAAUACACACUUAUUUCUUGCUCAUUGUUUAAAAUGUUGUUUGAGACUGUGGAGUAGCAAAUGGGAAUCUUAAUUCUUAGUGCCAGUUUUCUGGAAGCUCGAAAGAGAAGUCAGUCCUGUAUUUUGGAGAAAAGAAGCAACCUCACUUAAAUGCGUAUGUGUAACAAAUAGCAAGUGGGUAAGGGAGUGAUAAGCAAAGUGUGUAUUGUAAGAGGAGACUAGGAGAUAAAGGUUUCAAGCCCAAACCAUAUGAAAUUUGGCUUAAGCCCCAAAAUUGCCACUUCCAUGUGUAUCUGUUUCUUGCUAACAAGUUUUAAAGCUAUUUGUUUCCCUCUGUUGGCUGAUUUAUGGAUUACUGCCUAUUAUUGCAACUGUCAUUGAUCAGUUGAAGUGGCAAAGGUCAGUGUUGUGAGUCCAAAGAAUGUAGUCCUGAUGAUCCCUCAGAGGAUCAGCAUGCUUCAGUUUCUUUGUUACAAAAAUAUCUAAUGAAAAUGCACAGAAGUUUCCAGUUAAAAGAAAGCUACUGUUAGAGUCAGGCAUUCAGGAAUUGAUUGCAUGUGCAACCUUAAUUUGCUUCCACUGCAGUAUACAUAUUUUUGCCGGCUUUGUUAGUAUUCCCUGCUUUAUCCCUUGCCUCUUCUAUUCUAAUAGCAUGAGCAUUGCUCUUGGGUUGAAUCAGGUUUAGUAUAAAAUGGGUUCAUCAUGCCAUUGCAGCCUUUGAAAGCUUGGAAAAUGAGACAGGAUUGUGAGAGAAGGAGGUGAUCACAUUUAGAGAGCUGUGACAGUUCUUACACUCUUCCAGGAUUGCUAGCAAAUCCACAAAUAGAAGAGUUUUAUUGCUGAUGGUGUUAGUCAUGUUGCGACCGAUUUGCUGACUGCUGAGGGUUUAGUAUGUGCAGCUGAAAUUAAAAGGAAUUUUAUGUGCAUAUAAAGUACUGUAAAAAUAGUAUAUAACAUUGUAAAAUCAGCUAUAGAGUGCUGUACUAAUUAAUGGACAUGUCAAACUUCUAGCCUUCAGCUUCCUUAUGCACAAGUUCUUUUCCUCCAGAAAGAAAAGGAAUGGUGCUUAAUAUCUCAAAUAAAUGUAGAAAUACCUUUU
Pezoporus flaviventris is the source of this 4532-nucleotide messenger RNA. RefSeq names its product YTH N6-methyladenosine RNA binding protein F3 (gene YTHDF3). Gene Ontology annotation, biological process: mRNA destabilization. The transcript has 5 exons. Bases 135 to 1886 code for a protein of 583 amino acids. The record is from RefSeq and is a predicted model, not a curated record. Gene Ontology annotation, molecular function: mRNA binding; N6-methyladenosine-containing RNA reader activity. Gene Ontology annotation, cellular component: cytoplasm. NCBI's taxonomy places the organism in Eukaryota, Metazoa, Chordata, Aves, Psittaciformes, Psittacidae.